GUCAGAAACCGUGUGAAACACCGAUUGUGGAUUGUGCGACGUGUGUUGGUUGUUCAUUUUUCGUUCCUGCUCCAUGUGGAGUAGUUUGUUCGCUUUCUUCUCAGAAUAAAUUUAGUUUUAUUGUGAAGUGCACCUCAAUAGUUGCAUAGCUGUGAAAUGGCGACUGAACGGAAGGGAACUUUUAAGGUGGAAUACCUGCAAAAGAUCGAACGGGAAAUGCAGGAGCGAUGGGAUCGAGAAAAGUUGCACGAAAACGAUGCCGCUGACACGCCAAGGAAAAGUCCGGAGGAGAAAUUUCUGGUUACUUUCCCGUUUCCGUACAUGAACGGAAGGCUACACUUGGGGCAUACUUUUUCGUUAUCCAAGGCGGAAUUCGCCAUCCGAUUCAAUCGUUUGAAAGGGAAGCAGGUGCUGUUUCCUUUCGGGUUCCACUGCACCGGUAUGCCCAUCAAGGCCUGCGCGGAUAAACUGAAACGUGAGAUGGAAACGUUCGGAUGUCCUCCGGUUUUUCCAGUUGAAAAAGAAGUAGAGAUUGUCGAGGAGAAAGAUGUGAUUCCAAAGGACAAGAGCAAGGGAAAGAAAAGCAAGGCGGUGGCCAAAACUGGGGCAGCCAAAUACCAGUGGCAAAUUAUGCAAAGUCUUGGUUUGAAGGAUGAGGAAAUUCAAAAAUUUGCCAACACGGACCACUGGCUGGAAUAUUUUCCACCGUUGGCCAUUCAGGAUCUGAAGGCUAUCGGGUGUCAUAUCGAUUGGAGGAGGACGUUUAUUACGACAGAUGCUAACCCAUUCUUUGAUUCGUUCGUUAGGUGGCAGUUUAACCAUCUGAAAGCGCGAGGAAAGAUUAUGUACGGCAAGAGGCAUACAAUUUAUUCGCCCAAGGACGGGCAACCUUGUAUGGAUCAUGAUAGAUCAUCAGGAGAAGGUGUUGGGCCCCAAGAGUAUACUUUGAUUAAGAUGAAAGUUACAGGAAAGCUCCCUGUCAAGUUGGCAUCUGUUAAAACGGCGGUUUAUUUGGUCUGUGGUACAUUGAGGCCAGAAACUAUGUACGGUCAAACUAACUGUUGGGUGCAUCCGGAUAUCAAAUACAUCGCAUUUGAAACCACUCGUAAUGGGGAAGUUUGGAUUUGCACUAGACGUGCUGCUCGGAAUAUGGCCUAUCAAGACUUCACUGCCAGAGAAGGCCAAGUCAAGGAAAUUGCCGAGUUGACUGGACAAGAAAUUAUGGGACUGGCACUAUCGGCUCCUCUGACUGCUCACAAAGUAAUUUACACGCUGCCGAUGUUGUCGAUUAAAGAAGAUAAAGGAACUGGUAUUGUUACGUCCGUACCAUCUGAUUCUCCUGAUGAUUAUGCUGCACUGUUAGAUUUGCAGAAGAAGCCUGCCUUCCGCGAAAAGUACUCCAUUACGGAUGAGAUGGUUCUACCUUUUGAACCAAUUCCUAUUAUUGAGGUACCAGGUCUGGGUAAGCUUAGUGCUGUUUAUGCGUAUGAUAAAUUUAAAGUCCAAAGCCAAAAUGAUCGAGAUAAACUACAGGAGGCCAAAGAACUUGUUUAUCUCAAAGGUUUCUACGAUGGAGUGCUGCUUGUUGGUGAACAUGCCGGAAAGAAGGUGCAAGAUGUAAAGAAAGAUCUCAAACAAUAUCUGGUAGACCGCAAUGAAGCCGAUACGUACUACGAGCCGGAGAAGACGAUCAUUUCCCGAUCGGGUGACGUUUGCGUGGUGGCUCUGUGCAAUCAGUGGUAUUUAAACUACGGCGAGGAAAAGUGGCAGAAGACUACCACCGACCAUAUGCGCACGAUGCAGCUUUAUCACGACGAGGUUGCCAGGAAUUUUGAACAUUGUCUCGAUUGGCUGCAUGAAUAUGCAUGUUCAAGAACGUACGGACUGGGCACGAGACUUCCGUGGGACGAUCAAUGGCUGAUUGAAUCGCUGUCCGAUUCGACCAUUUACAUGGCGUUCUACACGGUGGUACAUCUGCUCCAAAAUGGUUCCUUCCGAGGAGAAAAACCAAGCCCAUUGGGAAUAACGGCAGCUGAUAUGACUGCCGAAGUUUGGGACUAUAUCUUUUUCAAAGAUGCUAAGCUGCCUGGUUCGUCGAAGAUCACAAAGGCAAAUUUGGAUAAACUGAAGAAGGAGUUCAACUAUUGGUACCCAGUUGACCUACGAGUCUCUGGUAAGGAUCUGAUCCAGAACCAUCUGACCUUUUUCCUGUACAAUCAUGAGGCCAUGUGGCCCAACGACCCGUCUAAAUGGCCACGUGGCAUCCGAUGCAACGGUCAUUUGCUGCUAAAUUCGGCCAAGAUGUCCAAAUCGGAUGGUAACUUCCUGACACUGUACGAGGCGAUUGCCAAGUUCAGUGCCGAUGGAACGCGACUUUGUCUGGCCGAUGCAGGCGAUAGCAUUGAAGAUGCUAACUUUGUUGAAAGUAGCGCCGAUGCCGGAAUCCUUCGGCUGUACACAUUUAUCGAGUGGGUAAAGGAGACACUUGCUGCAAAGACCAUGUUGCGGAAAGGACCGCUGGAUGAUUUGAAUGAUGCCGUGUUCAUGAGUGAGAUGAAUCUGAAGGUAAAGGAAACAGAGGACUACUAUCAGAAGAUGUUGUACAAAGAAGCUUUGCGAACCGGAUUCUUCGAAUUCCAAUCGGCACGUGACAAGUACAGAGAACUCUGCGGAUCUAAUGGAAUGCAUGUGGAAUUGGUUUUAGAAUUCGUCCGUCGUCAGGCAUUGCUGAUUGCUCCAAUCUGUCCGCAUGUUGCCGAACAUGUCUGGCAGCAAUUAGGCAACAAAACUAGCAUCCUGAAAGCGACGUGGCCACAAGCUGGUGCAAUCGACGAGCGGAAAAUUAAAUGCUCUGCCUAUUUAAUGGAUGCCGCCCAUUCGUUCCGUGUGAGCCUCAAAACAAUUUCCCAAACUAAGGUCAAAGCUGGGAAAACUGUCGCCGCUCCGACGGUAGUGAAGCCCAGUGAGGGUACAAUUUGGGUGGCCAAGUCGUUCCCACCAUGGCAAAGUUGCGUGCUGGACACGAUGCGGGAACUUUACGAAAAGACCAACGCUCUUCCUGAUAACAAAGUAAUUUCUAUGGAGCUGGGUAAACAAGAGAUCCUGAAGAAGUAUAUGAAACGUGUAAUGCCAUUCGCUCAGAUGGUUAGAGAACGUGUAGAAUCUGCUGGCGGACCGGGAAAGAGCGCCAUGGAUGUUACAUUGGACUUUGAUGAACGGGAAGUUUUGGAGAAGAAUAUGAGUUACUUGAAGAACACUUUGGAACUGGAAACAUUGAACAUUCGUUUCACCGAAGAAGCAGAUGCCCCUGAAAAGAUGAAGGAAGAGGUACGACCGGGAGCUCCGUACAUUGUGUUCACCGUUAAACCAUUCGUCUCUGUCACUCUUGAAAAUCCAAUCGAACGAUCUGGUUUGUUUACGGUCAACUUGAAUCUGUGUGAGGGUGACACGAGCUCGAUCUUCCGAGAGAAAUUGGCAAAGCAGAUUGAAUUUAAAGCUGACCUAUCGGCAUUGGAAAUUCUGCGUUUUGAAGAUCCAAUUCUUGGCCCAAGAAAGCCACCAACUUUCCAGGACUACCGUAACGGCAAGUUGACCAUUGAAAAUGGCACAUUCAGCAUUGACGUGGAUAAAAAGCAGUUAUUCCUCACCAAUGGAUCGGUAAAGAAUUUAAAUGUUGGCACUAAUUUUAUCUAUGUUAUCAACUAAGGUAAUCUAAUGUAUGAAGGAAGAAUAUGCGGGCGCGUUCUUUGAACUUUCAUAACUAAUCAAAUAAAACUAAAUAAUUUAAAAUUAUAUUCUAA
Messenger RNA from Armigeres subalbatus, 3800 nucleotides. It is a transcript of the gene LeuRS, whose product is annotated as leucine--tRNA ligase, cytoplasmic. Lineage: Eukaryota; Metazoa; Arthropoda; Insecta; Diptera; Culicidae. Gene Ontology annotation, molecular function: aminoacyl-tRNA deacylase activity; leucine-tRNA ligase activity; ATP binding. The record is from RefSeq and is a predicted model, not a curated record. The transcript is spliced from 4 exons. Gene Ontology annotation, biological process: leucyl-tRNA aminoacylation. Bases 157 to 3705 code for a protein of 1182 amino acids.